AGGGAGUAGUGCAGCUGACGGAGGAGGUUCGGGGCCGCACAGCGUCGGUCGGACAUUGUGCGGGCAUAACUCUCCGGCGGCAACGGCUAGCACGUCGAGCGUCCACGACGGGCAGAGAGGCGGAGACGGACAGCGGAGGUGGUGGCGGAUAGACCACAGCGGAAGAGGGAAGGAGAGGGAGGGAGAGGGAGGGAGAAGCAGGGAGAGGGGGAGGGGAAGAAGGAGAAAGUUGGCGGCUUGUUAGCUCGGAAGCAGGCAGCUAUGUCGUCGGCCUCCUCGCUCUGCCUGACCCAAGCUGCCAGCCAUGGCGCGGCCCUGCAAAGCGCAAAGGCCGGGCUGACGGCGGCCAGCGCGUCGACAGUCUGCUGCCGCACCACGUCUCCGUCCUCCUCGUUUGUCGUUGUUGCUCCAACGGCCACGUCAUCCUCCUCGCUCCGUCGGUUAUCCACGUCGGCAAGGUCGUUCGACCCCGUCCUCCCCUCCUCCUCCUCCUCCUCCUCCUCCUCGUCUUCGUCGUCGUCAACGUUUCUCGCUGGCGAUGAGAAAGCUUUCCGAGAAGAAGCGAUGGCGCUGGGCAGCCAUGGCGGCUCGCCUUCCUCUUCCCCCUCUUCCACCGUCCUGCGCAUUUACGCCUCCGCGAGCAGCAAGCGUCUCCAGGGGAGAAAGCUCCGCGUUGCAGUCAUUGGUGGGGGACCGGCCGGCGGGUGCACUGCCGAGACCCUAGCCCAGGCCGGCAUAGAGACCUUCUUGAUUGAGCGCAAGCUCGAUAAUGCGAAGCCCUGCGGAGGAGCAAUUCCCCUCUGCAUGGUCGACGAGUUCCAGCUGCCGGCGGAUAUCAUCGACCGCAAGGUCACCAAGAUGAAGAUGAUCUCCCCCUCCAAUGUGGAGGUGGACGUUGGGAGAACGCUGAAGCCCAACGAGUACAUCGGCAUGGUCAGGCGAGAAGUCCUCGACGCCUAUCUGCGAGACAGAGCUGCAUCCUACGGUGCCACCAUCAUCAACGGACUGUUCCUCGGCAUGAAAAUCCCCUCCGACAAAGACAGUCCGUACGUCCUCGACUACACCGACUAUUCUGUCGAUGGAGUCAGCGGAAAGCCGUCGACGCUGGAGGUGGAUGUGGUGAUCGGUGCCGACGGGGCCAAUAGCAGGGUGGCAAAGAACAUAGACGCUGGCGAGUACGACUACGCCAUCGCGUUCCAAGAGAGGAUAAAGAUCCCUGAUGACAAGAUGGACUACUACCAGAACUUGGCGGAGAUGUAUGUCGGCGAUGACGUGUCGCCCGACUUCUACGGGUGGGUGUUUCCCAAGUGCGACCACGUGGCGGUCGGGACCGGGACUGUCAUCAACAAGCCGGCCAUCAAGAAGUACCAGACGGCCAUGCGCGAUCGGGCGAAGACGAAGAUCGCCGGCGGCAAGAUUCUGCGCGUGGAAGCUCAUCCAAUCCCCGAGCACCCGCGCCCUCGUCGCGCAAAGGGCAGAGUGGCACUGGUGGGCGACGCGGCUGGCUAUGUGACCAAGUGCUCCGGGGAAGGGAUCUACUUCGCCGCGAAGUCGGGGCGCAUGUGCGCGGAAGCCAUAGCCGAAGCUUCGGAGAAUGGCGCGAAGAUGGUCGAUGAGUCCGACUUGAGAAUCUACUUGGACAGGUGGGACAAGAAGUACUGGUCGACCUACAAGGUUCUCGACAUUCUGCAGAAGGUCUUCUACCGAUCCAAUCCCGCAAGAGAGGCAUUUGUAGAGAUGUGCGCUGAUGAUUAUGUACAGAAAAUGACCUUUGAUAGCUAUCUGUACAAGACGGUCGUUCCUGGUGAUCCCAUCAGUGACGCUAAAUUGGCCUUCAACACCGUUGCAAGUCUAAUUAGGGCCAAUGCAUUGCGAAAGGAGCAGAAGAAACUCUCUCUCCUUUCCUCAGCUGCCGCUUCCUCGAAGUAGUUACGCUGCUUGCCUGGCUCUCCAGCCCAUCUGAGACUCUCUCUCUCUCUCUCUCUCUCUCUCUCUCUCUCUCUCUCUCUCUCUCUCUCUCUCUCUCUCUCUCUCUCUCUCUCUCUCUCUC
Molecule: messenger RNA, 2050 nt
Organism: Chara braunii
Lineage: Eukaryota; Viridiplantae; Streptophyta; Charophyceae; Charales; Characeae
Source: the annotation of a GenBank genome assembly